AUGAAGCCCCAAACUUUCGUUGUCGUUGCCUUCGGCCUCCUGUCCGGAGAAGCCAUGGCCCAGAGCGUGCCGCCUCUGAUCUCGUCUGUGUCUGCCGCCGUCUCGUCUGCUAUUGCCUCUGGCAGUGCCAUUGCCUCUAGCAUUCGCUCCGAGGCCUCGUCCGUCGCCAGCAGCAUCCGCUCAGAAGCUUCUUCCAUCGCCUCCAGCGAGACUAAUACCGAGACCACUGGCACUGAGACCAGCGAGACCGUGACCAGCACCACCUUCACAACUACCAUCCCCGUCACCACCACCAUCAGCACUGUCGAGUCUGCUACCACAGAGUCUGCCACCACCAUCCCCGGAACUACCAACAGCGAGACCACCAGGGCUGCCACCACCAUUCCGGCUACUACCCGCUCUGCCACUACUCGCGUCACCACCAGAACCUCUGCUACCACUUCUACCUCUACCGGUCUGGCUAUUGCCCCCACUGCUGAUGCCAAGCUGCUGGCUCCUAUCCUCGGUGCUGCCGCCGCCGUCUUGAUGCUGUAA
Molecule: messenger RNA, 534 nt
Organism: Trichoderma aggressivum f. europaeum
Lineage: Eukaryota; Fungi; Ascomycota; Sordariomycetes; Hypocreales; Hypocreaceae
Exons: 1
Coding region: 1-534 (177 amino acids)
Source: RefSeq, a predicted model, not a curated record